Messenger RNA from Lentinula edodes (shiitake mushroom), 1890 nucleotides. RefSeq lists its product as uncharacterized. Lineage: Eukaryota; Fungi; Basidiomycota; Agaricomycetes; Agaricales; Omphalotaceae. The coding region runs from base 1 to 1890 and encodes 629 amino acids. The transcript has 6 exons. The record is from RefSeq and is a predicted model, not a curated record.
AUGUUGCUUCCUGUCGUUAGUGGCAAUGCUGAGGAUACCAGCGACUCCGAGUCUUCUGCUAUGGACAUCCAAUCUAUGGAUGAGAAUAUGGAACCUGGCCCGAGUACAGCAUCUCAGGAUGCAUCGCAGACUCCAUCCCAGAUUUUGACGCACGCUCCUUCGUCCUCUACGUCCCAGGAGCCGCAAUUCACAGUACAGAUCCCGCAAAGUCCGUUCACGGUGCGAGUUUCACAAAGUGCUUCGACGAUACAAUGGACAACGGGGCAGCCUCCUACUCCAAAUCCCCCUGCUCGCAGCCCUCCUACUCCAAACCCUUCUACUCCAAACCCUCCUACUCCAAACCCUCCUACUCCAAACCCUCCUACUCCAAACCCUCCUACUCCAAACCCUCCUACUCCAAACCAUCCCACCUUAAACCCUCCCCAAGCGCCAGGCAACUCAGACGCUACGAUGGAUGAUCCUGAUGCCACCCCAACGGCCGCCCAAUUUGGCGCCGUGUCACUACAGCAACCACCUUCUAAAAGGAAAAGACGUGCAAUCUCUUCUCAACCCAUCUUCAACCAAGAUCAAGAGGGCGGCCAAGACAUGUUGAAAACACUGCUUGAACAUCAAACAAAGAUGAUGAAUCAGCUUUACGAUGGUAUACGGACAUCAAAUGCUGAAGUCGUCAAUAAGCAAGAUGCGAAAAUCGACAAGUUGACUGAUAGCGUUCAGCAUAAUUCGACCGUAUUGGAUCGCGUUCUGGAGGCAUUGGAUAUUCAAUCAGUUAAGAACAAGGGCAAACAACGACAGGAGGAGAUGGACAUCGACGAAGAGGUGCGUCGUCAGGGUGAAAGUGGCACCGCAACGAACGCAGAAAACAAAUCGGAUGGCAAUCAUGUUGAUGCUGAGGAUUCAGGAGAUUCGACCCAGGAAACUCCUUUCAGCUACUCCACGAAAAAGAAAGCAAGUGCUCGUUCAGGAGCCGUGAAGCACCGACCACAGCAAGAGCUCAAAAACAAGGAGACCAUUCGUCAAUGGUUCAACGAAGUGAUGGAGGGGAAAGACCUCUACAAAAAUGAGGUUUCCGAUGAGGAAGCCAAGCAAUUUGCUGAAAAAUUCAAGACGGAUCCACUCGCACGCCCGUGCAAUGUUGACAAUUUUCGAUAUUGGAUCGCAGGUGUUCCUAAAUCAGCGUGGAACAAAGGCGCAUCAUAUGUUUUCGUUGAUAUCCUCGUGAAGAAGAGGCUCAUCACCAUACCCAACAUUAAAGCUCGCGACUCCUUGCGUGAGGCUUUCUUCAUACGAUUGAAAACACUCCGUGGAAUCUGGUUGGAGAAACAGAAAAUGGCAGAGGAUAAGAAGUUGCCACAUGCCAUAUUUGCAAAGAGAUGGCAAAGGAAAAACACUUUGUUCCAACGACGAAGGAAUGUGAUACUUGCAGUUCCAGCACUUGAACCCUAUCUCGAAGUCUUCGAUGAGCUAGGGGUUGCAGGGAUGUCUUCCGACGAAGAGGAACCUGACAUGGAUGAAGCGAGUAUGUGCUACAACAUCAAGGAGCCAUGCUGGUGGAGUCAACAGCUCAAGAAUUGGGUCAGGCUUUUGGAUUAUUGUCAUCUUGAGGGUCGGAUCUCUCUUGAAGGACCCCAGUUCGGUUUCACGCGAGGCGCUGCACCCCGUUUCCGUGUGGAUAAUAACGACAAGAGUUCGAAGAGCAGAUACGUUGUUGGGCUACCUGCUAACUUCUACGAUGCGGAAUGGCUCGAGAAGCAGGAGCUUGGCUGGGCAAAAGGUGGGACGGGAUUUGUCAAUGAGAUGGUCCGCCCUCGUGCACCUAAGAAAUUAGUUUUCCCUGCGGAUCUUGCCAGAACUUUGGAACAGAGGAAAUUUCCAGGCGUAAGCACAAGAUAG